Tilletiopsis washingtonensis is the source of this 6508-nucleotide messenger RNA. RefSeq lists its product as hypothetical. The transcript is spliced from 3 exons. The record is from RefSeq and is a predicted model, not a curated record. Gene Ontology annotation, biological process: protein import into nucleus; RNA export from nucleus. Gene Ontology annotation, molecular function: structural constituent of nuclear pore. NCBI's taxonomy places the organism in Eukaryota, Fungi, Basidiomycota, Exobasidiomycetes, Entylomatales. Gene Ontology annotation, cellular component: nuclear pore inner ring. Bases 99 to 6479 code for a protein of 2126 amino acids.
CGACCAUCUUCGCCCUCCUCCGUACUCGCCCUCCUUGCGCCGCACUGCAGCUACCGCGGCGCCCAGUUUUCUCUGCCCUCGUCGUGUGUCGUGCAGCCAUGCCGGCCUCGUCGGCAUCGGCCGGACCCUCGGCAGCGGCAGCGUCGGCUGCGCCGGUAGAGGCAGUAUGCACCUUCCGCGAUCUCUACGACAACCUCGAGUGCUCGCGACGGCACAUGACGCCCGAACAGCUCAAGACGGCGCUGCUGAAGCGCAUCGGCAAGCUGCGUGCAUGUGGAGAGCCCAGCGCGCGGCCGUCUGCCGAGGCUCGCAGCAAGCUCAGCAAGGGCAGUAUGUCGCUGCCAUACGCGCAGAAUAGCUCUGUCACAGUCGACGACUUCUCGCGCGAGCUUGCCCUCUCCAUCAGCGAGCGGCACGAGCUCGACGAGGUGGAGGCAUACUUGCUGCUGCGCGCCUUUCUCGAGGGCGAAGACGUGAGUCUCGAUCUGCUGUCGCGCGCAAGCCGCGAGAGCGGCAAGAAGAGUCGCGCAGGUUCCGGCGCACCGGCUGCCGGCUCUUCGAAGACAGCAUCCGCAGCCGGCAGCUCAGAGCUGCGCGCCGACCUGCUUGACGCCUUCAGCACUUUCUACUUCGAAGAGCGCCUCUAUGUGCUGCGCUGCGUCGCUGCUCUGCUGCGCAUCGCGGACGACGAGUAUCACGAGUUCCAUGCGCUGGCAGACAGCGUGCUCGUGGAGCUCAUCACGCCCGACUUUGGCUCGCGCUGCCUCCAAGGCUUCGUCGCUCUCACGGGGCGGAGCCUGCCCGAUCACAUCCGCCAGAAUCCUCGACACGCAGUCUUUUGGGCGCAGCAGGGCCUGCGCGAGCAGCUUCAUCUGUUGGAGACUAUCUCGCUGCUCUACUACGGACGCCUGCCGCCGACUGGCGCCUUUGUCGGCGACGUGCUGGAUGUGCUGCGGCGCACCGACUUUGGCAGGCAGCAGGCCAACGCUGGCUUCUUUGACAGCCAGGCAGCCGAGCUGCUGCAGUGCAUCACGCAUAUGCUCUCGCUCAUUGCAGUCGAGAGCCUCGACCUCGAGCGCGUCAUGGACGGCAUUGAGCUGGGUCCCUUGUCGUCGGACCAGAGCGAUGCGCCAGAUGGGGGCGCCAGCCAGUCGCUCUUUGCCGACCCGCGGCAGGUCUCCGCGGGCAUCGACUACCUGGAAGACUCGAGCGAGGACCCGCUCCGCUCGCCAAUCUUGCUUGCCUGGGCACUCGUGCUGCAGCGGCUCGACGUGGCACUGCGCGACUGGCACGCCGCACGCCCUGGCGAGCCACUGCCGCCACGACUGCGCGGCCUGGAGCUCGAGACGACGCCGGACGACCCAGCAGGCGGUCCGCUGUGGCAGCGCCUGGCCUCGGCUGCCUUCGACCCGUCGAUGCAGCUCUUCCGCACCAUGCACGCCAUUGUCACGUCGCCCGUGGUGUCGGCGUCCUCGACGUCGUCGGCCGUGUCGACGUCGAUUGCUUCAUCGCUUGCACACCGCGCAAUCUUCAAGGGACUGCUGCUGGCCGUCACCGAGGUCGUGCGUGCGCCCUUCGUGCCGGACCACGAGGGCCUGCUGCAGCUCUGGGAGGCGUUGUUCGGAGCUGGUGCUGCGCCCGAGGAAGGCGGCGGCAGCUCCGAUGGUCUGGCCGCGCUCUGCACGCAGUUCUGGCAGAGCGACUUCCAGCACGAGGACCGGCGCGCGUUCCUGGAGCUGGCCGCUCGCCGGUGGCCCGUCUCCUUCCGGCCGCUCGUGCGUCUGGCGACCGCCCUCACAGGCGCCUGUGGCAUCGAAUCGCUCCGCAAGCCAGGCACUGCUGCAUCUCCGAGCGUCGCACAAGCCUCUGCGAGCGUGUUUGAGUUCCUCGCCGAGCUGCCGGGCGUCGCGCAGGUGCUCCGUGCUCAGGCUGGAGGCGUCAGCGCAGCCUUCGAGACGCUCGACACCGGCGACUACUCCACCACGACAUACCGUGCCAAGCGCUCGAUCCCGUUUCUUGGCUGGCGGAGCAUUCCACAGGGCACGAUCGGUCGGGCCAUGUCCGAAGUGGACGCGGCGCCGAUAGUUGUGUGGGAGGCCACCGGGCCGAUCAGCGCAUGGCGCAUCCUGCAGGACGUGCUCGCGAGCUUCGUAGGCCUACUGACGGGGCCGGCCUCGCCAGACGGCAACACGUCCGGCGACGACGCAAAGGUCUUCUCUGGCGGCCCAGCCAACAUUCUGAGCUUCGCAGCUUUGGCGCCCGGAGAAGACCCUUCGCAGCACGGCGAGUGCGCUGCCGAUAUUCUGGACCUCUUCAGCGCCACAAUCGCCGGCAGUCCCGAGACGUGUGCCGCCCUCCUGUCGCAUCUCGACUCGUUCCCGAGAUACGAGGGGCUCGACUUGGACGAAAACGCGCCGCCAGUUGACCUCGUCGAGGUGACGAUGCGCAUCUUCAACCAAGCGCUCGACGCGCGGCCCGUUGCCUCUCGCCUGGUCGUCAGCUCGCUCAAGCUGCUCACGCUGCUUGUCCCUGCGCGUCCGUCGGAGAUCUUCGUGGCCUUGCGCUCGUCGAAUGUCCUGACUGGCGGCGUCGGUGCCCUGCCCUUCCUCUCCCGCGCGUCUACGUCGGAGCUCGACACGACGGGCAUCCCUCCAUCGACGCUCACGAUCCACGAUGUGGCGCAGGGCAGCUUCGCCGGCACGCUCGCCCUCAUCGACCUUCACCAGGCGCUCUUGCUUGAGAUGCAGCGCUCGCAGUUCGCCAUCCCGGCAGAGCUGCUGCGCAUCAAGGGCGACGUGCUCCUGCGUGCCACGAGCUGGAUCGUAGAGGUCGUCUGGACCGAGUUCCAGAGCUGGCGCUACGUGCGGACUCGCGAGCAGAUCGAGCUCGGCAGGCGAUGCAUGCGCUUCUUCGAGAGCGUGCUCCGCGACCAGAGCAUGCGCGCAGCCCAGGUCGAACCCACGAGCGCUCUCGAGCGCGCUCUGGUCACCCACGCGACGCCACAGUACUUGGCGCCCCUCGUCGCGGUGCUGGGCACCGGGCAGCAAGUCAUCACGCAGCUCUACCGUCACGUCCGACACCUCGAGGCAGAGGCCGCCGAGAGCCUCGUCGAGGCGAGCUUGCGUCUCGCCUCUCUGAUCGUGCAGCGCCGCCGCCAGAUUCACGCCGUCCGGCCCAGCUCGCAGUCUGCUCACCUGGGCUUGCUAGAGCUGCUCUUCUUCGACCACGCCGUCGUCGCUACGCGCCCGAUGCUGGGCCGCCGCGCUGCGCGCAUCGAGCUUGCCAGCGCCGUGCUGGCCUACACUCUCUUCCCGUAUUCGAGCAGCCUGAGCAGCGAGGCUGCGCGACUGAUCAGCGCCAUCUGUCGCUCGACGGUCGAGGUCUCGGCGCCUGGACUGAGCCGAAAUGCCGGACCGUCCACAGGCAUUCCGACUCUGGUCGGCCACCUCGGCUCGUCGGCCGAGCUCGAGUCGACGGUCACCGGACUCAUCAGCCUUGUCGAAAGCGACUCCGUCGACGCCGACCUGCGCACGACGCUCUGGACCAUGCUCGCCAGCAUUGUCGACUCGCAGCCAACACUAGCGACACUGCUACUCACCGGACGGCAUCUGGACUCGGAUGCCGAGCACACGCUUGCUGCAACGAAGGGCAACGCCGCCGGCGACAACAAGGAGGGCAAGAAGAGCGAGCCGGCGCUCGGCAGGACAGCGCUACAGGCCGCCCUGGACGUGCUCGACCACUGGGACGAGUACUGGACAGAGGCCCCUGCGCUGCUCGAGUCCGCGCUGCGCUUCCUCGAUGUCGCGUGGCAACAUGCUCUUGAGCACCGUGCUCUGUUCGCAACGCUGCGCAGCCGCAAGGACGUCUGGAAGAACCUCUUCGAGAUCUCCACGAACGGCGUCAUCGAGCCCCCGCCGCGGCCGUCGCGCCUUGUCGAGGUCAUCGAUGGCGUGCUGCAGACCGACGUCCACGACGAGGCCGCAAGCUACGCUUUCCGCACGAUGAGCAGAGCACGAGCACUCGGCAUCGCCGCGCGCGACGUACAGCUCGAUUUCCUGUCGGCAAAGGGCAAAGACCGCGCACAAGACAGCGCCGCAAGCGCCAGCCUCGAGGCACUCAUCGGCGUGCUGAAGGUAUCUAAGCGGCUCGUGCCGAUCCUCGUCAAGGUCCUGCAGUUCGAAUGCGACCCAGCGCUGCACAGCGACGUCGAGUCGAGCAUGUCGCUUGCGUUUCCCGCAGUGCCGAUUGAUGCCUUGCGCAUCCCAGCUCGCCUGGACGACUUCGACUUCUCGCGCCAGCCCGGCGACAGCUACGUGUAUGAUGUCGAGCUGCUGCGGCGCAAGCUUGAGGCCUUCAUUGCGCCGACACAUCUCGACGGCGACGGAAGCAUGACGGAGGAGGGCAUCGACGACCUUGGCGUGCAGCAAGCGUCGGUGCUCCUCGCCGGUCUGAACCUCGACUGGACUGCCAUCGAUGCCCAGGCCGCUCUGCUGCGCGCUUGGCGAUCGCUCCUCGAGACGGCACUUGGACGCAUCGGUGCAUCCGUGCACGGCACGCCCGGCGCUCAGGAGCUCCGCCAGAGCUGUCUCGACGCCUGGAUCCACGGCGCCAUGAUCACUGCGGACGAGACGCGCUCGGGCGAUGUCAUGCGUGGCAUUCACGCCGAGCGCCUGCGCCUCUUGACGGUAUUGCUUGAGGCGGCGUGGGGCUCGUCGACGGAUGCCACGCCGGCGCUUGGCAAGACCAACGCGGCGGUCGGCUCAUCGAAGGACGUUCAGGCGGUGGUCAACCUCGCGCAACGUAUCCUUACGCACGAAGGCUUCAGCCUCGAGGACAGCGUGCGCGAGACGCGGGCGCCGCGCUUCCACGGCGAGCUCUUCCGCAUCAUCCUGCUCUGCGGCCGCCGCUCUCGCGUGAUGCUGAAGAGCGGCGCAGGAGCAUCGAACGCACCACGGCCGCGCAACUCCGAGGCACACAGCGUGCUGCAUGCUGCUGUCGACUCCUUCGCCUCGCAUGCGAUCAUGGCACUGCGACUGCUCGUCGACAAGGCGCUGCUGGCGAGCGCGACGCCUGCGACCGUCACCCUACGUGCUCUGAACGAGCUUGAAGAGGACCUCACGCUCGUCAGCAGCGUGCUUGAGCUGCUCUUGCGGUCUGAUCUCGGGCUGCAGCCGCACUUCUGGUCUGCAAGGUUUCAGACGACAGGCCUCCUGCCGGCAUGCGUCGACCUGCUCAGCCGUGCGCCGCUUGCGUCCGACGUCGCUGCACUUCGCGACAGCGACAGCCCGCUCGCCACACCUGCGACAUCGCGGCCGCUCUUCGUGUCGUCCAUCCUCAGCCUUUUCUUCGCAUUGGCGUCGAACGUGUCUGCUGCCGAGCAGCUCAUCCUCGCGGGCGUCAUGACUGGCCUCAGCUCGAAUGCCCUGACGACAGCCCUCGAGACCGGUGCCACGCGGCCAACGCUGCCCGCCGGCGGCGUCAACCCAGGCCACGCGUGCUGGGUGCUCAUUCUGCAGAUCGUCGCCGCGCUCGUGCAGAGCCUCACCAGCCCGGAUAGGCUCUCGCGCGGCGCCGUCGCAGCAAACAGGACAUUCGUUGAGGUCGAGGUGCAAGGCUUCGUGCGCGUCUACGGCGCUCAAGUGCUCGCCGCGCUCAGCUUCGCGCCUCUGGACUCCUCACAGCGCGACUUUGGCUGGCGCGAGCGCUCGCAGGCAGAGGGCCCAAGCAUCUCCUCGCCACAGCUGAGCGAGCUUGUCGUCCUCACGCAGCUCUUCUACUGCAUGGCGCAGUCCGCCGACCUCACUGGGCAGCGCUCAUCGCGUUCGCGCGGCAGCGACGCGAGUGGUACGGCCCGGAUCUUGAACACGCUAGCCAAGCGCACCACGAGUCUGCUGCAGCAGAUCGUGUACCUGCUCCAGCGCCCGCGAGAGCUCGCCAGCUUGAUCUCCGGCGCCUCGUCCGGCGACGAUGCGUCUUCGAGGGUGCCCGAGGCGGAAGCUGCUCUGUUCAAGCGCGAAGAGGAGCAAGUCACUGAGCAGAUGCGGCAAAUCGCACAUACCGCCGUGGCAGCCCUGUGCACCUGGAGCGGCGCGCUUGACGUGCUCAUCGAUGAUGCGGACGACUGGCCGAUGGACAAGGUACUCGUUGCACCUACUAUCCGCACUGCGCCGACGGCGCCGACCUCCAUCGGCACACUGCUCGAUCUCAGCACGUACUUCUGCGACGAGGUGCGCGCACCCAGUGCGACCCAAGAGCGGAGACUCGCCUCGGCGGCAGCGCUGGAGCAGACGCUGCUCUUUGCCGCUGCCCAGCUGGCGAUGCGCAUGCGCGGCGAGUCGCGCGAGCUCGAGGUGGGCCUCGUGCGCGACCUCAGCAGCGCCGUAGACUCGGGCAAGGCUGCCGCUGCGUCUGCUGCCGCGAGCGAGGAGGGCAGCAUCCUCCACGCUGUUCGCGGCUUCGUGCAGCGCAUCGCGACGUAGCCCUUAAUCUAAAGCAAAAAUGAAAUCGG